Messenger RNA from Prosopis cineraria, 1111 nucleotides. RefSeq names its product probable WRKY transcription factor 19. The coding region runs from base 510 to 953 and encodes 147 amino acids. The record is from RefSeq and is a predicted model, not a curated record. The transcript has 2 exons. NCBI's taxonomy places the organism in Eukaryota, Viridiplantae, Streptophyta, Magnoliopsida, Fabales, Fabaceae.
UGUACAUAAGUUUUCGAGGCGAUGACAGCAAAACUAGCAGAUUCGUCCGUGACCUUUCUGCUGCUCUUCAAAGAAAAGGUUUAAUAACCUUCGGAGAUGAUAAGAAGCUUGAAGCUAUCAGAGACUCCAAUAAUAUUCCACCUCAUCUUCUUCAAGCAAUUAAACAAGCCUGGAUUCGUGUUGUUGUUUUCUCCAAAAACUAUGCUUCUUCAUCGUGGUGUUUAGAGGAACUCUCAAGUGUUGUUCCACGAAUACAUGCUCGCAUGUUAAGGCCAGCACCAGCUUUUCAUGUCAAUCCAUUCUUUGCUGAACUUGAAGAAAAAAACUGGUUUGAGGCAUAUUUAGACAAGGUGAACACAUGGAGGCUGGCUAUGAAUCAGGAGGCUCAUCGCUCUGGUCACUGGUACAUUCCAUACAGGUUUAUAUCAGUUUUUUACGAUGUGGAUCCAGAAACCUUUGCUCAACAAGAAGAAACUUACACUUAAUAGAGAUUUAGACAAGGCACGAAGAUGGAGGUGGGAUAUGAAAGAAGUGGCCAGAUAUGGCUUGGAUGUACGAAAUUUAUGCUCCCCAACUUGAGAAAAAUGAAGCUCUACGGCUCCAAAACUGUGAUCAAGACACCAGAUUUUGGAGGAGUUCCAAAUCUUGAGAGACUCGACCUUGAAGGUUGUACUGGAUUAUUGGAAUUGGAUCCAUCUAUUGCCGAACUUUCAAUGCUCAAGUUCUUGAAUUUGAGAAAUUGCAUCAAUCUUAUUAGUAUUCACAAUCGCUUAUUUGCUCUAAACUCAUUGGAAAUUCUAAAUCUGGCUGGCUGUUCAGAACUUGCACAUUGCUUGAAUUUUUCUCCUUUGAAGAGCUUGACAGAAGUGAAACUGCUUAGCUUUUGGUCUAAUCCAUUCUUAGAGAACUUUCUGUAUUUUCUUUUGUUUGUUUUAGCAGAAAAAUGUUGUUAGCAAUUGUUGUUUUCUUGGUUUGCAGCAAUUGUUGUUUUCUUGUUUACUUGAUAAGUAUUUGUGAGGUUUAAUAUUCAUGAAGUUUAGGUAAUAAAGGCUGAGAUUGAAGGUUGUAUUUUUGUUUUAUUUGUAUUUGGUAUAUUUAAGAAUGAUUUGUC